Molecule: messenger RNA, 1772 nt
Organism: Cydia pomonella (codling moth)
Lineage: Eukaryota; Metazoa; Arthropoda; Insecta; Lepidoptera; Tortricidae
Product: organic cation transporter protein-like
Exons: 6
Coding region: 37-1647 (536 amino acids)
Biological process (GO): transmembrane transport
Cellular component (GO): membrane
Molecular function (GO): transmembrane transporter activity
Source: RefSeq, a predicted model, not a curated record
AAGGCACCCGACGAACGGAACGUUCAAGAAGAAGGAAUGGAGAAGGAUGAAAAAAGAGUGCAUUUAGACACGAUAUUAAUAGAGGAGAUAGGGGAAUUUGGGUGUUUCCAGAAACGGGCAUUGGGGUCGGCCUUGCUAGUGGCUCUACUUGGCGGCUAUAGUGGGAACGAGUAUGUGUUUACUGCGGCGAGAAUAACCACCAGAUGCCUAAUCCCGGAAUGCGAAACCAGCGGUGUUUCCAACUGGUUGACAAUGGCGAUACCCCUAUAUGGCGGGUCUUUUGACAACUGUAAUAAAUUCAACUCGACAUGGCUUCAAGGGAAUGCUAGCUGCACGGUUGAUAACUUCGACAGAGAUAUUAUUGUGCCAUGUGAGGAUUACGUUUAUGAGAAUACAGAUACCGUCGUGUAUGAGUUUAACUUAGCAUGCCAAGAAUGGCGCAGGUCAAUCAUCGGCUCAGCCAGCACAUUCGGGAUGAUGUUAGCAUUGCCCCUGACUGGCUUCAUCGCCGACAGAUACGGGCGCCGAUUCGCGCUGGCCCUCAAUGCGUUUAAUCAUGCUUGGCUUGGCUUGUCCCGAUAUUGGACUCAGUCCUAUGAGAGUUUUAUCACUUUAGAAUUUCUGGAGGCUGUUUUUGGUGCGGCAGGAUUUGCUUGCGCUUAUAUCAUUGCAAUGGAGUUUGUGGGACCCAAGUACCGAGUCUUAGCAGGCGCUACAACGUCCACUUUCUACACAAUUGGCAUGAUCAUGCAAGCUCUGAUGGCCUGGGCCUUGCCUUACUGGAGACACUUGACUCUUGCACUCUACAUUCCUCAACUUAUCACAAUCACCUACUUCUUCAUCAUGCCCGAGUCAGUCCGGUGGUACUUAAGCAAAGGGCGAUAUUCUGAAGCGGAAACUCAACUAAAAAAGGCAGCACAGAUAAAUCGGAAAACCAUGUCUGAGAGAUCUCUUCAAAGUUUGAGAGAUUGCUCCGAAGAAGAGAGAAGGAAUAUGGCGUUAAAGAAGCAAAAAAAACCGUGGCUAGUGACUCUUGUCUUCCAACACAAGCCUAUACUCCUUCGUUGUAUUAUAGCACCAGUUUGGUGGAUCACCACUGUUCUAGUCUAUUAUGGUUUGUCAAUGAAUGCUGUCAAUAUGUCAGGGAAUAAAUACUUGAACUACAUAGCAGUUGGAGCAGUUGAGAUUCCUGGAUUUUGGACGGCUGUUCUCCUAUUUGAUAGGAUUGGUAGAAAACCACUAUUUAUUAGUGCUUUCUGGAUGUGCGCAGCGUGCCAGAUUGGAUUUAUUUUCAUGCCUGAUGGUUUCUAUGGCCUUUCCCUGGCAGUGUACCUGUUUGGCAAGUACACCAUCUCCAUAGUGGUGACGUCACUGUACAUCUUCACCAAUGAGCUUUUCCCGACGCAGUACCGGACCAGUCUGCUGGCGUUCUCGUCCAUGGUUGGCAGGAUUGGUUCCAUAACUGCGCCGCUAACUCCUGCUUUGGCCUCAAUGGUAUGGGAACAUCUCCCAUUCGUCCUAUUUGGAACCCUAGCAGCAAUAUCAGGGUUCUUGGUGCUACUGGCACCUGAGACCAAAGGCAUCAUACUACCUGACACUAUGCAGGAGGCUGCUGAGCUGGGCUCUAAGCGUAAACCUGUACUAUAAAGUUAAAGACCAAGCUAGCCAUAACCUUUAUUGGAACAAUACGAUACCGGAGACUUUGCACCCAGCACCUCGACCAGGUGUAGAAGGCACUAGAUGACUAGAUAAUAAAUGACAAUUACUUUUAA